This is a messenger RNA of Aegilops tauschii subsp. strangulata, 1315 nucleotides long. NCBI's taxonomy places the organism in Eukaryota, Viridiplantae, Streptophyta, Magnoliopsida, Poales, Poaceae. The record is from RefSeq and is a predicted model, not a curated record.
CCCGCUAGGCAUAUCUGUCCGCCGUUCCCCAUUCUCAACGUGCCCUCACCCACACCGCGCCCUGCAUCUGCCGUUGCGUCUGCCGCCCGUGCCACGCCCAACUGCGCCUGCCGCCCGUGCCGCGCCCAGCCGCGUCUGCCGCCGGCGCCAAAUCUCUGCUAGCGGGAGCAGAAGGAUAGGAAGGAGAGAAGCCGCAUGCACUGACUUUCUUCCCCAUCGCCGGCGCUAGCUUUAGACGGCCCCUUCUCAUCGAAUCCGGCCGCGCCGUAGUACCCAAGGAGGCGCUCGAGCUCUAUCGGGCAACCCAGCGCAAGGCGGCGUCUGAGGCGGAUGCGGAGGUGUCGGAUUCGUCUCCACCGGAUCGGCGGCUGCGGCACCAGAUGCAGCGGAUCGGGCGCUUCUCUUUCACCGGCGAGCUGCCCGUCGGCCUGCGUAGGGGGAGGAGUCGAAGGAGCUGGUGUCGCGCUCAUCCUCGCGUUGGCCCGAUGUGAGAACUCCUCGCCUUGGCCCAAUGUGAGAACUCCCGCUCCGCGCGCCGCCCGCAGCUGCGAAAGAACAUUGAAGGGAUGCUCGUGGAAGAUGAGGUCAAGAAGGUGCGAGAAGAACGUUGAUGGGAUGCUCACGGAAGAUGAGGUCAAGAAGGUGGAUACGCCCAUGAUGCAUAGGAUGGCGAAAGAGGUGCAGGGAGCCGACGGCCUGUCCGCAGUGAGGAGCUGAUGGAGGAACAGCCACCCACUUGAGGGUGGGUACACGGUAGCAAGGGCGCCAACUGGGAAGGCGACGCUGCUGCCGGGCGGCAAGGUCGUCGUCCACCAAGGGGAUGAUGCUUCCGUGCGGCGAGGGGAUCAACCUCAGUGAGGAGGUGAUGGAGGAACAACCACGCAGUUGAUGGGUGGGUACAGGGGCGGCGAGGGCGCCGACCAGGAAGGCGACUCUGCUGCCGGGCGGCGAGGUCGUCGUCCACCAAGGCGACGAAGCUUCCGUGCGGCGAGGGGAUCAACCUGGGGAUCUGUUUCUAUUUUUAUGGGAUAUACGCAUUUUUUUUUUCUUUGCAUGGCCUAUGUGAUGCGUGAUUGUAGGGGGUUUGGUCGAGUGCGUCUGGGGUCUCUGUUUUUCUCCGUGGUGGAGUACGGUCAGCCAAGUUAAAUCGAUAAGUGCACACCAGAAACGUAUCAGAUUACAAGGCUAGCCGUUGGAUUGUGAUUAGUGGGCCUGAUCAUGUGGUGGUAUUGGGUCUGUGUACGUUUUACGGGGUGCGUUUAGUGAAGUUCUUGUUUGAUUGUUUAAUAGUAGUGGAAAAAAAAACAUCUCUGAA